Molecule: messenger RNA, 684 nt
Organism: Brassicogethes aeneus
Lineage: Eukaryota; Metazoa; Arthropoda; Insecta; Coleoptera; Nitidulidae
Source: the annotation of a GenBank genome assembly
AUGACAAUAAGAGUAAUAAAUUGCAGGAGCCCAAUGCCAAAAAAUUUAAAAAGUCCCAGCAAAAAACAGGCUUGGGAAUCUCAGUAUAAAUGGCUUAAACCUAUAGCAGGAAAUAGUUUUGCAGCAACCUGUACCACUUGCUGUGAUGCAUUAGCGAAAACAACCAAAACACAACCAAAAAUUAUUGACCUCGUGAAGGAGACUGUCCUCGAAAAGAAAAUAAAAAGAGCAGAGGUGUUAGUAUGUGCAUUUUUAGCAGAACACAAUGUUCCAUUUUUGGCGUGGGAUCACUUAAUACCAAUAUUACAAAAAUGUUUCUCAGAUUCGGCUAUAGCAAAAAGCAUGUCAGUAGCUCGUACAAAAGCUACUGGUAUUGUAAAGAAUUUCAUUGCAAGAAACGAAUUUGAAAAUUUGGUACAGGACCUUAAAACCAGUAAAUUUAGCCUUCUAGUUGACGAAUCAACUGAUGUAGGAACAACUAAAAAUAUGGCAGUGUGUGUGAGGUAUUAUUCAGAAGAGGAAAAAUCCAUAAACACCAAAUUCCUGACUCUAUUACAAGUUUUUUCCAAAAAUAACCAUCAAGAAACGUUUAAAGAGGUUAGUGUAAAUAUGGUUCUCGCCAAACAGCAGAGGUUGCACGUCAUUAAUGAUACUGAGCGCGUUUAUAAUAUAAUAUAUAUAUAA